This is a messenger RNA of Pygocentrus nattereri (red-bellied piranha), 4302 nucleotides long. Its product is annotated as zinc finger protein 239-like. Gene Ontology annotation, biological process: regulation of transcription by RNA polymerase II. The transcript is spliced from 7 exons. The record is from RefSeq and is a predicted model, not a curated record. Gene Ontology annotation, cellular component: nucleus. Bases 60 to 3437 code for a protein of 1125 amino acids. Gene Ontology annotation, molecular function: RNA polymerase II cis-regulatory region sequence-specific DNA binding; DNA-binding transcription factor activity, RNA polymerase II-specific. Lineage: Eukaryota; Metazoa; Chordata; Actinopteri; Characiformes; Serrasalmidae.
GAGAGAGAGAUACAGAGACAGUCAGAGAGAGAGAGAGACGGGGGAACUGAACUGAAGAAAUGAAUAAAGUUCUCUUCCAAGACUUCUGCUCCUGUACGGCUGAAAAUCACCACUGCAAAUCUCACCAGGAGGAAUAUGUGUGCUGGAGGUUAGGGAAUCAGCCUUGUGACCAGAAGGUUGCCGGUUCGAUCCCCAGAGCCAACACAGGGAUGGCAUCCAUAAGAAGCUCCAGUGCAGGUCGUUUCUCCACCAGCACGUCUUGCGGCCUCACUCAGGAGAACCCAAAAAAGGAGAGAACUCAUCACUGCUCCGAGUGCGGCAAGAGCUUUUAUCACCAGUGUGAUCUCCAGAGACAUCAGCGCGUUCACACCGGAGAGAAGCCGUAUGAGUGCCUGGAGUGCGGGAGCCGCUUCACUCAGCAAGGUUCUCUCCAGGCGCACCAGCGCAUCCACACGGGAGAGAAACCGUAUCGCUGCUCGGCGUGCGGCAAGAGCUUUACCAAGCAGAACGCUCUCCAAAGACACCAGCGCAUCCACACCGGAGAGAAACCGUAUCAGUGCUCGGACUGUGGGAAGAGUUUCACUCUGAAGGAUCACCUCCAAAGGCACCAGCGCGUUCACACCGGAGAGAAACCGUAUCAGUGCUCGGAGUGUGGCAGGAGCUUUUCUCAAAAGAGCACCCUCCACUCGCACUGGCGCAUUCACACAGGAGAGAAACCGUUCUGCUGCUCGGAGUGCGGGAGGAGGUUUAGAGACAGAGGUGACUUCCACAAACACCUGAGCAUCCACACAGGACAGAAACCGUAUCACUGCUCAGAGUGUGGGCGGAGCUUCAGGCAUUCGCACACUUUGAAGGAGCAUAAGUGCACAACGGGGGAGAAACGGUAUCAGUGUUCAGAGUGCGGGAAGAGAUUUAAUCAACAGAGAAGUCUCCAGCUACAUCUCCGCGUUCACGCCGGAGAAAAGCCAUAUGUGUGUUCAGAGUGUGGCAAGAAAUUUAUUGACCGAACUGGUUUAAAAGUGCACCAGCGCAUUCACACUGGAGAGAAACCGUAUUACUGCUCGGAGUGCGGCAAGAGCUUCCGGCAUUUCAGUUCUCUCCAGGCGCACCAGCGCAUCCACACGGGAGAGAAACCGUAUCGCUGCUCGGCGUGCGGCAAGAGCUUUACCAAGCAGAACGCUCUCCAAAGACACCAGCGCAUCCACACGGGAGAGAAACCGUAUCAGUGCUCGGACUGUGGGAAGAGUUUCACUCUGAAGGAUCACCUCCAAAGGCACCAGCGCGUUCACACCGGAGAGAAACCGUAUCAGUGCUCGGAGUGCGGCAAGAGCUUUAAUCAGCCGAGCACUCUUCAGUCACACCGGCGCAUUCACACGGGAGAGAAACCGUUCUGCUGCCCGGAGUGCGGGAGGAGGUUUAGAGACAGAGGUGACUUCCAGAGACACCUGAGCAUCCACACUGGAGAGAAACGGUUCCAGUGUUCAGAGUGCGGCAAGAAAUUCACCGUACAGAGGCAGCUCCAGAUUCACCAGCGCAUUCACACCGGUGAGAAACCGUAUCACUGCUCAGACUGCGGGAAAGGGUUUACUCAGCUGGGAGGUCUCCAGCGGCACCAGCUCAUCCACACAGGAGAGAAACCGUACUUCUGUUCGGAGUGUGGACGGAGCUUCCGGCAUUCGAACACUUUAAAUGAACAUAAGUGCACUACGGGGGAGAAGCGGUAUCAGUGCUCGGAGUGCGGGAAAGGUUUCACACAGAUGGGAGGUCUCCAGCGACAUCAGCUUAUUCACACCGGAGAAAAACCGUAUCACUGUUCGGAGUGCGGGAAGAGUUUUAAUCAACUGGGCAGUCUCCAGCUGCACCUGCGCCUCCACACCGGAGAAAAGCCAUACGAGUGCACACAGUGUGGGAAGAAGUUUAGUGACCGAGGUGGUUUACAAGUGCACCAGCGCAUUCACACUGGAGAGAAACCGUAUUACUGCUCGGAGUGCGGCAAGAGCUUCCGGCAUUUCAGUACCCUGAAGAGACACUGUCGCAUUCACACCGGAGAGAAACCGUAUCAGUGCUCGGACUGCGGGAACAGCUUUAAUCAACGGAAUAGUCUUAAACUUCACCAGCGCGUUCACACCGGAGAGAAGCCGUAUCGCUGCUCGGAGUGCGGGAAGAGUUUUAGAGAUGGAACUGAUUUCAAAUCGCACCGGUGCAUUCACACAGGAGAGAGACCGCAUCAGUGCUCGGAUUGCGGGAGGAGCUUUAGUGACCGAGGAAACCUCAGAACACACAUGCGCAUUCACACUGGAGAGAAACCGUAUUGCUGCUCAGUGUGUGGGAAGACUUUCCACCAGCUGAGUAAUCUCCGCUUACACCAGAGCAUUCACACAGGAAAGAAACCGUAUUACUGCAUGGAGUGCGGCAAGAGUUUUAACCAACAGAGUAACUUCCAAGUGCACCAGCGCACUCACACGGGAGAGAGACCGUAUUACUGCUCAGAGUGCGGGAAGACCUUUAAUCAGCAGAGUGGUCUCCAGCGACACCGGCGUAUUCACACCGGAGAGAAACCGUAUUACUGUGCAGACUGUCAGUGCGGCAAGAUCUUUCACCACCAGAGUUCUCUCCAAAGACACCAGCGCAUUCACACCGGGGAGAAGCCGUAUUGCUGCUCUGAGUGUGGGCGGGGUUUUACUCUGCAGAGUGUUCUUCAACGACACCAGCUCAUCCACACCGGAGAGAAACCGCAUCAGUGCUCAGACUGCGGGAAGAGCUUCAGAGACAAACGCACCUUCAGAGCACACCAGCGCGUCCACACAGGAGAGAAACCGUAUGGCUGCUCAGAGUGCGGCAAGAGCUUCAGUCAGCGGAAUAACCUUCAGCUGCACCAGCGCAUUCACACCGGAGAGAGGCCGUAUUACUGCUCGGAAUGUGGGAAGAAUUUUAGGGAUGUUCGAGAUUUCGAGUCGCACCAACGUGUUCACACAGGAGAGAAACCGUAUCAGUGCUCGGAGUGCGGGAAGCGCUUUAGUGACCGAGGAAACCUGAAAGCACAUGUGCGCAUUCACACCGGAGAGAAACCGUAUCGCUGCUCGGAAUGUGGGAAGAGUUUUAGCCAGCUGAGCCACCUCCAACUCCACCACAGCGUUCACACUGGGGAGAAACCGUAUCAGUGCUCGGAGUGCGGGAAGAGCUUUAAUCGACAGAGUAACUUCCAAGUGCACUGGCGCACCCACACCGGAGAAAGACCGUACUCCUGCUCGGAGUGCGGGAAGAGCUUUAAUCAGCAGAACGGCCUCGAACGACACCAGCUCAUUCACACCGGAGAGAAACCGUAUCAGUGCUCGGAGUGCGGCAGGAACUUCAGGCAUGCACACACUCUAAAGACACACAAGUGCACUUCAUUUCCGCUGGAGUUUGGUGGUACAAUAGAAGUUGAUCCAUCAUAAGGGUGGCCUUUUUGUCUGAUGGGAAUCACGCUCUAGUAGCAGGUGCCCACUCUGUCCUUCAGAUAUGGCUGAAGAUUUGUUUGACAGGUUUGCUGGUUUAUGUAUCCAGAGUACAGGGCAUUUAAAAAGCGCUGGAUAAAGGCAGUAAACCGUUGCUUGGGUGGUACAGUCAAGGGUCGUCUCAGACCAGCAGAGAACUUGUAGAGAGGAGAAUUCCCACUCUCAUGUUUUCCAGCUCUCAAGCACUAGAGGGCGCUCCAGAGCGAGUCCAAAACAGAACAACAUGAAACAUUUUAACACCGCUGUUACAUUUUCAAGAGCGUUUUAACUCAAAUUAUAGGAGUUGAAAACGCCGCCUCAUGUACAUUCAUGACAUCCGUGAGCAGGAACUGCCAAGGAGCUGCUCCACUCCACCAACCAAUCAGCCCUCAGUAGCAGUAAUGUUAGCGUCCUGCUGACCAAAACCCGUUUGCUGGAGAAAAAAGGAAACGAACAGGUGAAUUUUCUUUGUUUUUUUUAGUGAAAUACAUUCUUCUACUUCCUAAAAUUCCUAAAAGGAAAGUUCUGUUUAAGUCAUUAGAUGUUAACUUUUCGGUUUCAGUCGUUUAGCUCCUUUCACUCCCAUCCAUCCAUCCAUGUGGCUCCCUCUGCUGUUUUGCAGUCUUAUUUCUGAUAUAAUGGGGAAAGGACGCGAACGCACAUGUGCAGAACGUACCUAAACGUUCCGAUUGGGAAUUCAGAUUUAGAUUCAGAAUACUUUAUUGAUCCCAGAGGGAAACUGCAGUUAUUACAGUUGCAACCAUUUAUGUAAAAGAAUAAACACUUUAAUAAUUUAAAACAAAAGAGGGAAAUUUGCAAUAUGUAC